Messenger RNA from Aspergillus caelatus, 1014 nucleotides. RefSeq lists its product as uncharacterized. The record is from RefSeq and is a predicted model, not a curated record. Bases 1 to 1014 code for a protein of 337 amino acids. The transcript is spliced from 2 exons. NCBI's taxonomy places the organism in Eukaryota, Fungi, Ascomycota, Eurotiomycetes, Eurotiales, Aspergillaceae.
AUGGCGAGUAUAUCGCGCCUUUUUCUGCUCUUUAUCUCUGUCUGGUCGACCCUUGUGGUCCAUCUCGGUCAUGUCUCGGCUCGCUAUAUUCCUUCUUUAGUCCCCGGGGAAACAUUUCCUUCCGCAGAUUUCCUUCUGUCGGAUUACAAGAAUGUAUCCCUUCAUAAGCGCGAUGGAAAGCCCCCUCCCAGCUUCGAGGAGCUCAUACGAAAAGGAGCUUGCCAUCUCUCCAACUGCGAGAGCCUUGACUAUCCCCAAAGGGACGGAGUUUCCUUCGAUGAAAUGACCCAAUACUGGACAAGUAAACCAUACGCUGUUGGGAAUAGCGGAACCACAGAGUCCUUGGAAGUACUGGGGGAUGCACUUAGUGCACUUGGUUUGCCAACGAAGCUCCCUCCGAAUAAAGGCGAAAUUUGGGAGCAGGAUCGAGACUGGGAGGAAAACGACACUAAUAAAGCUGCUACAUAUGGUUUGUAUCGAAGCGUGAUGAACCCAGGGAAGGGAUUCAUGAUCGCGGAGGAGAACUGGAGUCCUUGGGAGCAGACGAAGGACGACAAACAUAGCCCAAAUUCGGACGGUCAAAGGCAGCCCCCGAUUACCAAGUGGUCGGACGUUACUUUCCUGGUUUGGGAGCGGCUGGCGCGAACUCCCAAGGAGGCUCAAAAAAUCAAGUAUAUGUUUCGCUUCCACAUCGUCAAUGAUCUCACAAUUGCCACGAUCGAUACCGCCCUUCAAAGAAAGGGGAAAAAGAUCGAGGAAUGGCCGGGUACUACGUUUGACAUGACCACAGAUGAAGGCAAGGCCAUUCUCGCUACGCCGAAUGGUGCCGGGGUGGCCUGGUGGCUUAUCGACCACAAAUCGCAAUUAGGUGUGAAGACAAUUAAAUCGGUGACUGUUUUCAAAGGUAGAGGGAUAGGGAAAGAUUGGUACAAUGCCGUCUUCGAAAUCGAACCGUCUUCCGGCAAAGGCAAAGGUAAAGGGAAGGGCAAAGGGAAAGGGAAAGGGAAGGCUUGA